AUGGAGGCGGGAGGGCCCCCUCUCUCCUCUCCGAGGGUGUGCUGCGGGUGCAGAACCCAAGGGACCUGCUGGUUCCUGCUGGUCCUGCGUCUCCCCAUCCCGGGCUGCAAAAUCAAAGCCCUACGUGCCAAGACCAACACGUACAUCAAGACACCGGUCAGGGGCGAGGAGCCUGUUUUCAUCGUGACCGGGAGGAAGGAGGACGUGGAGAUGGCGAAAAGGGAGAUCCUCUCGGCCGCCGAGCACUUCUCCAUGAUCCGAGCAACGCGCAACAAAGUGAAUGGGCUGACGGGAGCGAUGCAGGGGCCCCCCAACCUGCCGGGACAGACGACCAUCCAGGUGAGGGUCCCGUACCGUGUGGUGGGGCUGGUGGUGGGGCCCAAGGGUGCCACCAUCAAGCGGAUCCAGCAGCAGACGCACACCUACAUCGUGACGCCCAGCCGGGACAAGGAGCCCGUCUUCGAGGUGACGGGCAUGCCCGAGAACGUGGACCGGGCUCGGGAGGAGAUCGAGGCGCACAUCACCAUGCGGACCGGCUCCUUCAUCGACGUCAACGCUGACAACGACUUCCACUCCAACGGCACCGACGUCUGCCUCGACCUGCAGGGCAGCACGGCCAGCCUGUGGGCCAAGGCCCCCCACCCUGCCCGCCGCCCCUCGGCUGCCCUCCGCAACGACAGCCUCAGCUCCCUGGGCAGCGCCUCCACCGAGUCCUACUACAGCGGGCGGGUGGCGGACGCCAGCCCCACCAGUCCCUACAGCACCAGCAGCGGCUUCACCUUCAGCGAGCCCCCGGCCCCUCUGGGCUCGGAGGAGUGCGACUUCGGCUUCGAUUUCUUGGCCCUCGACCUCACGACACCCACCACCAUCUGGUCGCCCUUUGAGCGCUCAGGCAACCCCUUGCAAGCCUUCAGCAGCUGCUCCUCCAUCAACGGCUCGCAGAGACGCAACAGCGGCACGGCCACGCCGCGCCACUCACCCACCCUCCCCGAGAGCGGCGGCAUGGCCCUGGACCACCCCUUAGCGCGCCGCAUCCAGAGCGACCCCGUCAGCACCUUGUCCUGGCUGCCCACCCAAGGCUCUCUGUCCUCCUUCUCCAACAGUACCGGCUACUCCUCCUCCUCCUCCCUGCCCGGCAGCAUCUCCGCCACCUCGGGCUCGCCCACCGACUCCAGCAGCUCCGACGGGCACCGCAAGAGCUCCCGCGAGUGCAUGGUGUGCUUCGAGAGCGAGGUGAUCGCCGCCUUGGUGCCCUGCGGCCACAACCUCUUCUGCAUGGAGUGCGCCAUGCGCAUCUGCGGCAAAGCCGAGCCCGAGUGUCCUGCUUGCCACACUCCUGCCACGCAAGCCAUCCACAUCUUCUCCUAG
This is a messenger RNA of Nipponia nippon (crested ibis), 1368 nucleotides long. Lineage: Eukaryota; Metazoa; Chordata; Aves; Pelecaniformes; Threskiornithidae. The record is from RefSeq and is a predicted model, not a curated record.